AUCAAUUCAAUUAAUUGGUUGUGUUCGUGUCAUGUUCAUCAGCCCCUCUCUUUUGACUUUCCUUUCCUUUCCUCCUUCUUAACGUUAUUAUUUCUUCUCUCUCAGUUUUGUCUUCUCUAUUCCCUUCACUCACAGCUUCUCGCAAAGAAAGAAGAAAGAAAAAAGAAAUAAUAUGUCUUGUUUGAUUUGUGUGUGUUUGUUAUUUGUUGUGCUCCUCCAAUGUCCUAUCUCAUCCCUCUCAACAAACUCCGAAGGAAACGCUCUUCAUGCUUUGAGAAGCAGACUUUCUGAUCCCAACAACGUCCUUCAGAGCUGGGACCCAACUCUUGUUAACUCAUGUACUUGGUUCCACGUUACCUGCGAUUCCAACAAUCACGUUAUUCGCUUAGACUUGGGCAAUUCUAACAUAUCUGGAUCUUUGGGACCCGAAUUGGCCCAACUAACCCACCUCCAAUACCUGGAGUUGUAUAGCAAUAACAUUAACGGAAAGAUUCCUGAAGAGUUAGGAAACUUAAAGAACCUUAUUAGUAUGGAUUUAUAUGAUAACAAACUUGAAGGAAAUAUUCCAAACUCCUUUGCCAACUUGAAUUCACUCAAAUUCCUACGGCUAAACAACAACAAGCUCACAGGAUCCAUCCCAAGAGAACUCACCCGUCUUCAAAAUCUCAAAAUCAUUGAUGUUUCCAAUAAUGACCUCUGUGGAACAAUACCAGUAGAUGGCAACUUCGGAUCUUUCCCACCGGAAAGUUUUGAAAAUAACAGACUCAACGGUCCAGAACUGAAAGGACUGGUUCCUUAUGAUUUUGGAUGCUAAGAAAGGUAGAAGAAGAAUUCUACUGGUCUCCUCAGAUUGCUAUGAUAUGAAGAAGCUUUCUUUACUUGGGCAGUUAGCAGCAGUAUCAGAGAUGUAUGGUUGCCACAAAAUGAAUCUAAGUAGUAGAAUACACUUGUAUGUCGAUAUAUAUAAUAUAUGCAAUGUAAUGUAGUAAGGUGAUAUUAGCAUCUGUCUCUGGUUGCAGGCUGCAUAGCAAGUGUUUCUGACUAGGAUCAUGUUAAGUAAACGUAUCUUGUAGUAAUUCUUUUUUGUUCUUAAAUACUCAUAUAAAGUAAAAGGCUUUAAUACUUUAUUUCUGAUUCCUGAA
This is a messenger RNA of Cicer arietinum (chickpea), 1142 nucleotides long. RefSeq names its product leucine-rich repeat protein 2-like. NCBI's taxonomy places the organism in Eukaryota, Viridiplantae, Streptophyta, Magnoliopsida, Fabales, Fabaceae. The record is from RefSeq and is a predicted model, not a curated record.